GCGCGCGCGCGCGCGCGCGCGUGUGUGUCUGGCGCCUGUCCAAGGUGAUUUCCCAUAAACCACAUGCCCCCACAAUCUCGCUUAAAAGGCUGUGCCGAGGAGCUGGCCGGUGGAGCCGGCUGGGGAAAAGUGAAAGUCAGCCUGGUGCUCUCCACGCCGCCGCCGGCUCUCCGCACUCCCAGGACAGCGGUGCGGCCCUCGGCGGGGCACGGACUCGGCGGCGGCCAGCGAGCCAGCGAGUGAGCGAGAGCGGCCGACGCGCCGGGCCAGGACCCAACUGCCCGUAUGACCGCGCGGGGCGCCGCCGGGCGCUGCCCUCUCACGACAUGGCUGGGCCUGUGGCUGCUGCUGGUCUGUCUCCUGGUGAGCGGGAGUAUUACCCAGGAGAAGAUGAAACAUUGUAGCCACAUGAUUGGAGAUGGACAUCUGCAGCUCCUGCAGCAGCUGAUUGACAGUCAGAUGGAGACCUCGUGCUUAAUUGACUUUGAGUUUGUAGACCAGGAACAGUUGAAAGACCCCGUGUGUUACCUUAAGAAGGCAUUUCUCCUGGUGCAAGACAGAAUGGAUGACACCAUGCGCUUCAAAGACAACACCUCUAAUGCCAAUGCCAUCGUGAAGCUCCAGGAACUCUCUGUGAGGCUGCAGGACUGCUUCCCCAUGGACUAUGAAGAGGACAAGGCCUGUGUCCGAACUUUCCAUGAGAAGCCCCUCCAGUUGUUGGAGAAGAUCAAGAAUGUCUUUAAUGAAACAAAGAAUCUCCUUAAAAAGGACCAGAACAUUUUCAGCAAGAAUUGCAACAACAGCUUUGCUAAAUGCUCCAGCCAAGAUGUGGUGACCAAGCCUGAUUGCAACUGCCUGUACCCCAAAGCCACCCCUAGCAGUGACCUGGCCUCUGACUCCCCUCAGCAGCCCCUUGCCCCCUCCAUAGUCCCUAUGGCUGGCUUGACCUGGGCUGACUCUGAGGGGACAGAGGACAGCUCUCUCUUGCCCAGUGAGCAGCACCUUCGCACAGUGGACCUGGGCAGUGCCAAGCAGCGACCACCCAGGAGUACCUGCCAGAGCUUUGAGUCACCAGAGACCCCAGGCAUCGAGGGCAGCCCCACUGGAGAGUCACCUCAGCCCCACUCCUCUGUCGGGGCUCCCAUCUCUGGGAUGGAAGAUGUUCUUGAUUCUGUAUUGGGCACUAACUGGGCCCUAGAAGAGGCCUCUGGAGAGGCUGGUGAGGGUCCUGUCCCCCAAGGGGCAGAGCUUUCCUCCUCCAGGCCAGGAGAAGGUAGCAUCCAGGCAGAGACCACCAGACCCGGCGACCGCUUCUCAGUAACUUCUCUGCUUUUCAAAUUGGCAAAGGGUCUGCAGCCAGCAUAUGUAACUGGCACCCCUCUGCCCAAGGUGGGUCCUGUGAGACCCACUGGCCAAGCGUGGAGUCACGCACCGGAGACGACAGACCGUCCACCUGCCCUGCCCAGAGACCACCAGGAGCCGGCCUCUGCCAGGGCCCCAUCACUGCGCCCGCAAGGCCUCAACGGUCCCUCCACCCUCUCUUCUCAGCCAAGGCUUCCCGACAGCCGCUUCUGGGGCCAUGUGCUGCCCCCUGGGGAGCUGGAGGGCAAGAGGAGCACCAGGGACCGGAGGAGCACCACAGAGCUGAAAGGAAGACGAGCAAGUGAGGGAGCGGCCAGGCCCCCAGCUGAUUUUAACUCCGUUCCUUUGACUGAUGCAGGCCCCGUCCCGCAGCCCCUCGUCCCCCAGCCCCGCGGGCUUGUCUCCCACCUGGUGCCCGGCGUCAUCCUGGUCCUGCUCGCCGUCGGCGGCCUACUGUUCUACAGUUGGAGGCGGCGGAGCCAUCAAGAGCCUCAGACAGUAGAUUCUCCCAUGGAGCAACCAGAGGGCAGCCCCCUGAACCAGGAUGAGGACAGACAGGUGGAACUGCCAGUGUAGAUGGAAUUCUAAGACCCCUCACCAUCCUGGUCGCCCUCCUUUGGACACACUCGUUUCUCAAUGUCCCUCUGAAAAUGUGGCGCCCAGCCCUCGACACAGUGCUCCAGACGUUGUCUAACCAGCUCAGAGUACAGUGGGACUGUUACCUUCCUUGAUCUGGACAGUAUUCUGCUAUUCAUACAGAUUAAGAUUGCAUUAGCUUUUUUUUUUCUUUUUUCUUUUUUUUUUUUUUAAACAACUGCAUCAUACUGUUGUCAUAUGUUGAGCUUGUGGUCUAUUAAAACCUCUAGUUCAUUUCCCAUAAACCUCUGUCAAGCUAUACUUGGACAACUUAAUCGUUUCAAACAAAGUGCAGUUUAUAUUCAGCCUUGUUAAAACCACCCUGUUAGUUUCUGCCCAUCACCUGAGCCUAUUAAAAUUGUUUUCCGUCCUAAUUCUGUCCUCCUAGCCCUCCCAAGUGCGUCUCCUGCACACUGAUUGUUGCCUUCUGUUGUCCUCCCCCGUGUUGUUGAUAAAGAGUGCUCCUUAUUACUUCUGGCCCCUGGAUCCCUGGUUCCAGGAGGCCCCACCCUCCUGCCUUCCUUCCCCUUUGUCCACAAUUAGUGUCAGGAAGCCUUCCUCCACCACCCUCUGGUUGUUCCUUUAGUUCAUAUCCCUCUGCUCUUUUGUAUUUGUUAAAUACCAUUUCGAUUUGCACUUAUUUGGAUAUUGUUUUUAUACAUAUAAAUAUUCUUAUUUUAUGUGUUUGUAUACAUUUGGCACCCCUAAGAAGGCUGUAAGCCCCUUGAGGGCAGGGACCGUGUCUUCCACUUUUUUUUGCAUUUCUUUUUCUAUCUCGGGUUCUAAUACAAAGAUGGCUUCUCUGCACUUGCCAAGAACUCAAUAAACGUUGACUGAUUGGCUUCAGGGCUGACUGACCAAUUGCUCUGGCCAGUUGUCUCUAACUUACCAGCUUUCUGGCUGACCAGUUAAUCAGCUAACUAAUUGACUCUGACUGAAUGGCGGACGAGCCAUUGGGUGACUCUGACUGACCAAUUGGCUGUCUGGUAACUGCCUAACUGGUUAGUUGUUGAUUGGGGCGUUUAUUGGCCAACUGACUAGCAGGCUGAUUGUCUGAUUGGCUGGUUGACUGGCUGGCAGACUGACUGGGGUGACCCAUUCGAGUUUCCACUCACACCCCAAAUGCCAAAUCCCAGCGAGUGCCUUAGGGCCUUCCCACAUGUAGAGUGACAUGUCUGGGCCACUCCUAGAAGAUAGAAGAUCUGACAAAUGUUCAAAGUCAGAGGAAAGCCUAUUUAGACAAGAGUAGAUGAAACACAUCUGUAAUCCUGGGGUCUACCUUGUUUGUCGAUACGGUAAGUGGGUCAAAUGGGAUGUUGGCAGGACUGUGAGGAUGACCCAGGCCCCCUGAGACUCCUAAGCAGAGGAUGGACUAAGGCUCAAUGCUGUACCACCUCUGACUAACCCCCAUGCCCGUCUUGGCCCUCUGUGCAUCUCUUCUACACUCCCACUCUCCUCUCUCUGCGUGCCUGCCCUCAGGCCUUCCUCCCCUCAAGAGUUCACGGAUAGAGGGAACCCAAGACAGGGGCCACAUCCAGACCCCUCCUUGGAUCAGUAGAUCUUGCCCUAAGGCGGUCUCCAGAUCAGGGACUCAGAGUCUCAGGGAGAUUCAGGGCUAGCCCCCAGACUGACUGCUGCUCUGGCAAGAAAGAUGAGAGAGGGACCCUCAGAAAGAACACACAGACACCUGCCCUUCCACUCCAGGGAACCAGGAGAUAGGGCAGUGGGCUGAAGCUUGCCUGCUUGGUCCUUCUCUCUUCUCCCCAGCAGGGCCUGUGGCCCAGCUGUACCCAUCCUGGCUCACAUCCAGCUUUGGCUCCCCCUUCCUUCUCCCUUCAGAGCAUGGGAAUGGGCUUGGAGCCAGAGGCUGUGGUCCCAUCUUUCCUCUUUACCCAUCACUGGCUUUGCCAGGAGGGCCUAUGGACAGUCAGGGAGAGGAGGUCCACAUAAGGUCCAAAGUCAAAUUGUUGGAUGGAGUCCAGGGGCUUUCUGGUCUGGGAACAAAGUGUUCUGAGGAUGCAGGGCAAGGGGACG
Molecule: messenger RNA, 4032 nt
Organism: Hipposideros armiger (great roundleaf bat)
Lineage: Eukaryota; Metazoa; Chordata; Mammalia; Chiroptera; Hipposideridae
Gene: CSF1
Product: colony stimulating factor 1
Exons: 9
Coding region: 286-1938 (550 amino acids)
Biological process (GO): positive regulation of macrophage differentiation; osteoclast differentiation
Cellular component (GO): membrane
Molecular function (GO): growth factor activity; cytokine activity
Source: RefSeq, a predicted model, not a curated record